Molecule: messenger RNA, 1869 nt
Organism: Trematomus bernacchii (emerald rockcod)
Lineage: Eukaryota; Metazoa; Chordata; Actinopteri; Perciformes; Nototheniidae
Product: homeobox protein OTX2-like
Exons: 3
Coding region: 174-1049 (291 amino acids)
Biological process (GO): regulation of transcription by RNA polymerase II; multicellular organism development
Cellular component (GO): nucleus
Molecular function (GO): RNA polymerase II cis-regulatory region sequence-specific DNA binding; DNA-binding transcription factor activity, RNA polymerase II-specific
Source: RefSeq, a predicted model, not a curated record
UCCGCGGACACAGAGACGUAUCUAACCGACCUUAAACACGCUCCUGUUUUGUGUUCCUGCUCCAGGUUGGACGAAGUGAAAGACCAAACGGAGACGCGAGAGGAUUAAAACAUUAUUUCCUGCUCUAUUUUUAUUAUUUAUUUUACAUUUUGCCCAAUCGCCCGGCUGCCAGCAUGAUGUCCUAUCUGAAGCAGCCGCCGUAUACGGUGAACGGACUCAGUUUAUCUGCCUCAGGAGUGGACCUGCUGCACCCUUCAGUGGGAUACCACGGACAACCUCGCAAGCAGAGGAGGGAGAGGACGACAUUUACGCGGGCCCAGCUCGACCUGCUGGAGAAUCUGUUCAACAAGACCCGGUACCCUGACAUCUUCAUGAGAGAGGAGAUGGCCUUAAAAAUCAACCUGCCCGAAUCCAGAGUGCAGGUAUGGUUCAAAAACCGACGGGCCAAACAUCGUCAACAGGCCCAGCAAACCCAGAGCGGAGCGCAGAACAAGGCAGUGACCAAGCCGGUGAAGAAGAAGAGCUCUCCGGUGAGGGAGGCCAGCUCAGAGAGCGGAGCCAGCGGGCAGUUCACGCCGCCGCCGAGCACCUCCCUCCCGGCUGUGAGCAGCAGCGCGGCCCCGGUGUCUAUCUGGAGCCCGGCCUCCAUCUCCCCGCUCUCCGACCCGCUGUCUACCUCAGCGUCCUCCUGCAUGCAGCGCUCUUACCCCAUGGCCUACAGCCAGGCGUCGGGCUACAACCAGGGCUACACGGGCUCCUCGUCCUACUUCACCGGGAUGGACUGCGGCUCCUACCUCUCGCCUAUGCACCACCAGCUCGCCGCCGCGGGCUCCACCAUGAGCCCCAUGUCCAGCAACGGGGUUUCCGGCCACCUGAGCAACGCGUCGUCCCUCUCCACGUCGGCGUACGGCGCGGCGGGGCUCGGCUUCAGCGGAGCCGCAGACUGCCUGGACUAUAAGGACCAAACGGCCUCCUCAUGGAAGCUCAAUUUCAACGCAGACUGUUUGGAUUACAAAGACCAGGCAGCGUGGAAGUUCCAAGUGUUGUGAGAGGACACAUUCCACAAGCUGGAGACUAUUCAGGCGAAUUAAAAACCCCGGGGUUGGGAGCAGCAAGUCGUUAUUCACCCCCAACACCACCACACACCCCCCACCCCCCAUCACAGGCCCCAACGUCUACCUCGGGCAGAGCAGAACAGGACUGCCAGCCGGUUGUCUCACUUGUUGGGUUAACUUAUUGAACAUUCAGACUGACUUCUCCCCAACUUUGAUCAAGGACACGGAACAAAUGUGUUGACCAAAAGGAAAAAAAGGAUCAAAAGAUGGUUGAGAUGGAGGAAUAAUAAGUCAGGGUUUUUUCUAAGCUCUUUAAAGACUCCCCUCUCUUGUCUUUUUUUUAUUUUGUUGGCACGCUGAAGGGCCCCUUUGAUCAAAGCGUUGUGCAUGAGUGUGUGUUGUAGAGAGUGUGUGAGAGAGAGAGCAGCUCUGACAUGAACCUGGAUGCACUAUUAAUUUAUGAGAAAUAUGUUUAAAACUAGUUAUAAGAGACAAUCAGUCCGUUUGCGUGUGCUCAUAAAUGUCCCAUAUGUGUUUCUUUUAAUUGUUUUUUUCCCCAUGUGUUAGAUUUCUUUAAAAAAAAAAUGGUGAUUCUUUGUACUACCUGUAUGCAAUUUUUUCUCGCGUUUCCCAGCUGUGAAUUUGGUAGAUUUAUCCCCAUGUCUCGAGUGUUAAAUGAUAAAUUAUUAUGAGGAGAUAUUAGUUAAAUGAAAGGGGAAGUGCAGCAAAUCAAACCAGCAGCGAGCAAGGUCCAUCUGAGCUGUACUGCUACGUGAAGGCCACAAACACGAAAAAAUAAUAAAGAUCACUUGAC